Molecule: messenger RNA, 1487 nt
Organism: Panicum virgatum (switchgrass)
Lineage: Eukaryota; Viridiplantae; Streptophyta; Magnoliopsida; Poales; Poaceae
Product: BTB/POZ and MATH domain-containing protein 1-like
Exons: 2
Coding region: 224-1216 (330 amino acids)
Biological process (GO): protein ubiquitination
Molecular function (GO): protein binding
Source: RefSeq, a predicted model, not a curated record
GGGCGGCGGCGGGGCUUGCUGCGGGGCUUAAGGGCGGGCCGUCGCGGCAAUCCCCGGCCCGGCGGUACUCGCGGAGGCUGGCUCCGGCAAGAGAAAGGGAGGGGAGGCGUGGAGGCUAGGAGCGGGAAGGACAGGGGAGCGGCUGGCCUCGUCUCCUCUCGGGUCGUCGUCGUCGCCGCCACCACCACCACCACCGGCGGCGGCGGAUAGGCUGCGACUUGCGAUGGCAAUGGAGGGGCGGGCCCUGGAUUCCGCGUUCCACGAGUUCAGAGUAGACUACGAGCUAGCCAAGCAACUCGCCGUCGGCGUCGCCGUCCACUCCGAUGCCUUCUCCGCCGGUGGCCACAUGUGGAGGGUACAGCUCUACCCGCGCGGGAUCAGUGAGUCGGACAAUGGCCAGUAUCUCUCCAUCUUCUUUGAGCUUCUGAACAGAUCCAUGACCACAAGAGUCAACUGUAUCUUCGAGGCCUUCUUGAUGGACAAGGCUGGACGGCCGCGUUCCAUAGCUCGAAUGAGGUCGGAGUCCGACGGAGGCUAUGGGUGGAGUCGGUUCAUUUCAGUGGCUGAUCUGGAGGAAAAUCAUGUGAACGAGGGAAUCAUCCGCCUUGUAUGCGGCAUCGCGGUGGUAUCUGACAGUUCUAUUCCAGUGCCGCCUUCAGACAUUAGGAAACAUCUGGGCACGCUGCUGGGUAACACCGACGGGACAGAUGUCUCAUUCAUCGUUCAUGGCCAGACUUUCCAUGCACACCGCGCAGUGCUUGCCGCCCGCUCACCGGUCUUCAGGGCAGAGCUCCUUGGAUCCAUGGCUGAGGCUACAAUGUCAUCCAUCACCCUGCAAGGGAUAGCUCCAGAAACAUUCAAACUCAUGCUUCAAUUCAUCUACACAGAUACCUUGCCUGAGGAUGAUGAGCUUGGUGACAUAGAAAUGAGAAUGAAGAUGCUUGCACGAAUUCUUGUUGCAGCUGACCGGUAUGCAUUAGGCCGGUUGAAGCUUCUUUGUGCCAAGAGGUUGUGGGAUAAUAUGACAGCUGGUAUGGUUGCAACGACCUUAUCUUUGGCUGAUAUGCAUAACUGCCCAGAAUUGAAGAAGAAGUGCCUUGACUACAUAGUGGCAGGCGAGCAUCGCGGUCGUGUCUUCUUAACCAAAGGUUACAUUGAAUUUGCUGUGAAGUACCCACACCUUCUUGCUGAGCUGCGACAGAAGCUUGGGGCAUGAUACAAUCCCAUCCCAUAUGGACCAUAUAUGUAGUUUAGCGAUCAAGCAGCGUAGCUUUAGUAUGGUGUUCAGCUAUUUUGGUGACUGUAGUCUGAAAUAUACUUUAAGCAUUUGAAGUCGUGAACUCACUUUCUCAUACUAUUGAACUAAGUUCCUGCUAGUGAUACUGAUAAGUGAAGUGAGGUGGAUGAUGUUGUCAUAACACUCACUCAGUCUAGAUGGCAUGGUUAUUGAGACAAAUUUAUAUAUAGUCUAAUUGUGCUUUGAUCCA